AUGAAUUCUAUCAAUCGAAAUCCCAAGCCUAUUUCAAGAAAGCCAUCAUCAUUUAGGCCAUCAGGAUUGAACAUAACUCCCACGACUAAUAAAUUAGGGAGAUUUUCCAGCAAGAGUGAUUUACUAGCACGGUUUCAAGAUACUGAAAAUAAUAACGAAGAAGACGAUAUAUUUGGGGGAGAUGCAUUUAAUGAUUUACCUAUUGAAGAUGAAUUUAAAACUUUGAAGAUUAACCCUAAUGAAUUAGAAACAUUAAGGCUAAAAAAUGAUCAUGCCACAAUCAAUAAUAAUAAUAUUAAGAACCGAAUUCAUCAGUUUCGAGAAGAUGAUACCGAUGAUAUGGGUUUUGAAGAUGAUGACUUUUCUCGUGGUAACUUGCACUUGAACUAUAGAACAACUUUAAAUGAGCCAGAUGAUGACGAGUUGAAGCUAUCACCUGGAACUAUAUCGACAUCAUCACCAAAGCCAAGAAUGAGAAGCAAAUCUUUAUCAGAAUAUAGUGAAGAUACAAAUGACACUGAUGUAACUUCACAAUUCAAUGAUGAUGAUUUCGAUAAUAUUAAUGAUGUAGAUGAUAUAUUUGGAAAUGAAGAAAGUGGAAUAUACAGUAGUGGAGGAAAUGGCAAUACCAGCAAAGCUAAUAGGCAUUUAUUAAUGAAACAACAAAAAUUACAGAAUGACGCAGAAAUCGAAGAAAGAGAGUUAUUUAAGAAAUAUAAGCGUCUUACAAAUGAAGAAACUAAUACUUUGAAAUUGAAAGAUUUCACAGUCUACGGCCACAACCCCAUUGAUACUGAUGCAUUAGAGAAUGAAAAAACUGUUGAUUAUGAGUAUACUAAAGAUGAUUUUGAGAAUUUUGAAGAUGGUUUUGAUACGGAUGUUCCCAUAAAAUUAGAUGUUGAUAAACUUAAGCAAUAUUCUCGCGGCGAUAAGAGUGUAAGAAUGAAGAAUUCUAUGCCAAAUUUUAAUAACAAGAAUAAAUUGUCAAAAGCGAAAAAGUAUAAAUCAUCAAUGGAUUUGGUUAAUGAAUUUGAAACUCAACAUCCUGUGUUUAAUAAUAAUAACAAAAUUAUACGAAAAUUGGAUCGGAUACCCUCUUUUUAUACUAAGAAUGAUGCAAUGAAAUCAAAUAAUUCAAAAUUAAACCAGGAUAUUGAAUUGGAAAAACAACAGUUGUUAAAUAAAUAUAUGGAGAUAACAGAGAAGCAAAACCGCUUAAAUAAUAGACAUCGUAAAAAGAACCUAUCCAUGAAAAAUCCAAAUGGAAAAAAUAAACGAAUUGGAUUGGUUAGAUAUUUGAACGAUAAUCCAAUACCUCAACCAAACAAUAACAGUAAAAUGAAGUAUAACCCCAUUAACAAGAAGUGGGAAGGUAAUGAUAUAGAGUUGGUUAAAUUUGAAAACUUGAACGUACCCAAACCACUGCUAAUAUCCUUCAAUGAUUUCAAAAAUAAUAUGAAAGAUAAAAAGAUUCAAGGAAAUAUGGUUUAUGACCCAGAUCAAUUAAAAUGGAUAAACUUGAAUAAGGAUGAGGACAAUAUUUUUCAAGGCUUAUCAGAUUUGCCAGAUCUACAAAUUGAUAAACGAUCUGUCUCAAAUUCGCCUACAAAGAAUAUAGGCAGAGGGGUGAGUGCGUUUACACAAAGAACUGGAUCUACCAACUCCAUUGCAUCUAGCAAUACAAAUGGUAAUGAGUUUGAAAUACCUCCAAAGCUAAUAGAGAAGUUCCACAAGGAAGAAAUGAAGUUGCUGAAGAAAAUCAACUACUGGUUUCAACAGCAAAACUACGAUUUAAUUAAUAGUGACUUCAAUCAUAAUUAUUUUUGGGAGAUCAGAAAAAUGGUAAUCGAUAAUGAAGAUUAG
Debaryomyces fabryi is the source of this 1863-nucleotide messenger RNA. RefSeq names its product Bfa1p (gene BFA1). Lineage: Eukaryota; Fungi; Ascomycota; Pichiomycetes; Serinales; Debaryomycetaceae. Gene Ontology annotation, biological process: regulation of Ras protein signal transduction; mitotic spindle orientation checkpoint signaling. Gene Ontology annotation, cellular component: mitotic spindle pole body; SIN/MEN two-component GAP complex. The transcript has a single exon. Gene Ontology annotation, molecular function: GTPase activator activity. Bases 1 to 1863 code for a protein of 620 amino acids. The record is from RefSeq and is a predicted model, not a curated record.